This is a messenger RNA of Etheostoma cragini (Arkansas darter), 2232 nucleotides long. Its product is annotated as potassium voltage-gated channel subfamily KQT member 2-like. Gene Ontology annotation, molecular function: voltage-gated potassium channel activity. Bases 198 to 2102 code for a protein of 634 amino acids. Gene Ontology annotation, biological process: potassium ion transport. The record is from RefSeq and is a predicted model, not a curated record. Gene Ontology annotation, cellular component: membrane. The transcript has 13 exons. NCBI's taxonomy places the organism in Eukaryota, Metazoa, Chordata, Actinopteri, Perciformes, Percidae.
CUGCGGGUUUUAUCCUCCUCUGCGCUCCUUCCUCUUCCUCCGCUCCGCAGCAGCGAUGCCUCCGCCUCGCCAGGCCGGCACCUGCGCUCUGUCUGCGGGCUGGCACUAGAUCGGCGGCUCGGUGCAGUCUCUGGCCGGUCGCGACGCUCUGUCUGCGGGCUGGCACUAGAUCGGCGGCUCGGUGCAGUCUCUCCAUCAUGGUGCAGAAGUCCCGGAACGGCGGGGUGUUCCCCGGACCGCAGGCCGACCAGAAGAAGUUGAAGGUCGGCUUCGUGGGUCUGGAGGCCGGGGGGAGCGAGUCCACCAGGGACGGAGCCCUGCUCAUAGCAGGGGGGGAGGAGGGACCCCGGCGGCAGCGCAGCAGCGUGUCGGGGGGGAAGAAACCUCCGAAGAGGAACGCCGUCUACAGACGUCUGCAGAACUUCCUGUACAACGUCCUGGAGAGACCGCGGGGCUGGGCCUUCAUCUACCACGCCUACGUCUUCCUGUUGGUGUUCUCCUGUCUGGUUCUGUCCGUGUUCUCCACCAUCAGAGAGUACGAGAAGAGCUCGGAGGACGCGCUCUACAUCCUGGUCAGCAGGCUGAUUCCUCCUCUCAACCAACUGGAUUUACUGAGGAACCUCAAGAACAAAUCAGGACUGUCCUUCAGGAAGGAUGUCCAGCCUGAACAGUCCCCCAGUCAGAAGGUCAGUCUGAAGGAGCGAGUCUUCUCGUCCCCCCGGAGCUCCGGGACCAAAGGGAAGUGCUCCCCCCAGCACGGAACCCCCACAGUUGGAUCCAGUGGUACUCCUGGUGCUGUUCCUGGAGGUCCUGGAACCCUGGGAGGCGUUCAGGCUCUGCGACGGUCCCCCAGCUUGGAGCCCAGUCUGGAGGACAGUCCCAGCAAGGUGCCAAAGAGCUGGAGCUUUGGAGAACGUAGCAGAACCCGACAGGCCUUCAGGAUCAGAGGAGCUGCCUCCCGCCAGAACUCUGAAGACGCCAGUCUGCCAGGAGAAGACAUGGCCGACGACAACAAGAGCUGCCACUGCGAGUUUGUCCCCCAGGACCUCACGCCGGGGUUAAAGGUCACCAUCAGAGCCAUCUGUAUAAUGCGAUUCAUGGUGUCUAAGAGGAAGUUUAAGGAGAGUCUUCGUCCCUACGAUGUCAUGGAUGUGAUUGAACAGUAUUCAGCCGGACACCUGGACAUGCUCGCCCGCAUCAAGAACCUACAGUCCAGGGUGGACCAGAUAGUUGGCAGAGGGACACCAAUCACAGACAAGGACCGUCCCAAAACAGCCAGUGAGGAGCUUCCUGAAGACCCAAGCAUGAUGGGACGGUUGGGGAAGGUGGAGAAGCAGAUCCUCUCCAUGGAGAGGAAGCUGGACUUCCUGGUAAACAUCUACAUCCAGCGAAUGGGAAUCCCUCAGGCUGAGACCGACGCCUACUUUGGACCCAAGGAGCCGGAGCCGGCCCCGCCCUACCAGAGUCCCGUGGAUCAGCUGCAGAAGAGCCAGUCCAUCUCCAAGAUCCCCCAGGUGUUGCCUGGCGACAACGUUGAGAAGAGUCGGUUCGGGACAAAGAUGGUCCGGUCCAGCAGCUCCACCGGACACAGGAACUACAGCGCCCCCACCUGCCCGCCCUCAACCUCCUGGCAACCAAUCAGCUCCCAGCUGCACCAGCAAGCCCCACCCCAGCGUAGCCAUGGCAACACACCGAGUCCAGUGGGGGAUGGGUCACUGGUUCGACUCCCGCCUCCUCCGGCCGGAGAGAGGAACGGUGGGAACCGAUCGAACCGGCACAGCGCUGGAGAGAGAGGGGGGGCGGAGCCAUCAGAGAGGGGGGGAGGAGGGGGGGGGGAGGUGAAGCUGGACAGUGACGCCUCCGUCUCCAUCCCGUCCGUGGACCAUGACGACCUGGUGCGGUCCUUCAGCGGCUUCUCCCUGUCCCAGUCCCGAGAGAACCUGGACUACCUCAACAACGGCUUCUACUCCGCCAGCCGGGGGGGUGGUGCCGCCCGGUGCGCCACCGUCCGGCCGUACAUCGCAGAAGGCGAGUCGGACUCCGACUCUGAGCUCUGCGCCCCCUUGCCGCACUCGGACCAGGCCUGGACCGGAACCAAGUAGAGCUGAACCAGCACAGAUAUUCAAACAACAAUCAAAAUCCAGAUUUAAACUAAGAAACAGACUUUAAACACCAGCUGGAGUUACAGAGUAAAGCAUCAUGGGAACUGUAGUCUGUCCCCUCAAACCGUCC